This is a messenger RNA of Closterium sp. NIES-65, 3906 nucleotides long. The record is from the annotation of a GenBank genome assembly. Lineage: Eukaryota; Viridiplantae; Streptophyta; Zygnematophyceae; Desmidiales; Closteriaceae.
AUGACGGGUGAUUGCAAGAGCAGGACGCAGUGUGACUGUAUCGAAAGGCAGAGCUCGGGGGGUCUCAGCCUGAGCAACAUGGCCUUGCUCAAGUACACCCUCGCCCCUUCCUCUGCUGCCACCCUUUGUACUCUCACUCCUGCUGCUGCCCCUGAUGCUUCACCCCUGGGUGCCAAUAUCUCUGGAGCCAGUGCCCUCUCCCAGGCCUCCCUUGCUGCUCCCAUGGCACAUGUAACUGCCCGUGCCCUCAUGCUGGAAGGCUCAGACUCGGACUCUAUUGGUGAUUUCAUCCCCACGCCUGCUGUGGAGCCGUGCAGUGCAGAGAGCGCAGGGAGCAAGGAGGGCACCUUUCUUCCUCCGCCUCCUGCUUCCCCUACUCAUUCUCCUGCCGCUCCCUUCACCCGAGUGCUGAUGGUCCCUGAAGACGAUGGCUUCACCUGGCGCAAGUACGGGCAGAAGCUCAUCCGAGCCUCCUCACGGCCCAGGCUGUACUUUCGCUGCAGGCAGCCCGGCUGCCUGGCAAGGAAAACCGAGGAUCGGGCAGCAGAUGGAAAGGUUCUUGGGAGGAAGUAUCUGAGUUUGCACAAUCAUAAUCCUCCUACUCCUUCCCCUCCUGCUGCGGCUGCUGCAGACGCUGCAGCUGUGCGGGGUGAGCUGGACGCAGACGCUGCAGCUGUGCGGGGUGAGCUGGACCAGCAGAUGGGGGGGAUGUGCUCCAAACUGGAUGAGCAGGGAGAGGCCCGGCAGGAGCAGUGGGGGAUGAUGGGAGACGGCUGGCACGAGCGCGUGCAGGUGGACGAGGACCAAAAGCAGCAUGGGGGGGAGCUGGAGAACUGGCUGCAGCAGCAGCAGCAGCAGCAGCAGCAGCAGCAGCAGCAGCAGCACGAGCAGGAGCAUGAGGCAGAGCAGGAAAAGGAGGAGCAGGGGCAGCAGGCGUGGGGAAUGUUUGGAAUGGGCAGCGACGUUGAAGGACUCUUUGAUCUCUCGCUCUCCGAUGCGUUCCUAAAUGACGCCCCGACUGAUUGUGAUUGCAGCAACCACACCAUCAACAACAAAAUCUGGCUCCCUGCUGAGGAAUUUGGGGGAGGUGUGUCUGAGGAGACUUUAUCUGAGGAAGGGCUCUCCCUGACGGUGUCUGGUGAAGCGAGUUGGGGGGUAGCUACUGGUGACCGUAACGAAGGGCGGCUGAGCAGCCCCAGCUGCUCGCUUGCUAUGAUUGAGUCGCUGCUGAUGAGCGAUGUUGAGGCUAGCAAUAACGAGUAUGGAUGGGACGGGGUGUUCCAGGAAAUCAGUCAGGGCGCUGAGAAGGCCGUAGUGACUGAUGACGAACGCAGUCCGUCAGGUGUGCGCAUGGUGUGUGCGCAGCAGGUGGUGGAGGAGCCGAGGGUGGUGGUGGCGGUGCGCAGCGAUGCAGACGUGGUGGAUGAUGGUUACCACUGGCGCAAGUACGGCCACAAGCUGGUCGGAGGCAACACCUUCCCCAGGAGCUACUAUCGGUGCACGAGUGGGGACUGCCGUGUGCGCAAGCAGGUGGAGCGCUCCAAGCAUGACCCGUCCAUGGUGGUAACCACGCACCCUAAUGUCAGCAGCCAAAACGGUGCGAUCUGCCUGGAUAUCUUGAAAGACCAGUGGACUCCUGCCUUGACGCUCAAAACGGCUCUAUUAUCACUCCAAGCGCUGUUAUCAUCGCCUGAACCUGAUGACCCUCAAGAUGCAAUCGUCGCUCAACAGGUGAAGAAGCUGGUAGAGAUGGGCUUUCCAGAGGCGUCUGCUAGGUCGGCUUUGGAGAAGUGUGGAGGAGAUGAGAAUGCAGCUUUGGAGAAGCUAUCAGUCCCACUGCGACUAGCAGUGGUGCUCAUCAAGCUUCUGGUAUUGCCGGUUCUGCAGUUCAGAGGAGGUGCGAGCCCCAGAACGGGCGGCAAGGGAGGCAGCAGCGGAGAUCAGCGGCUGGAGGAGCUGUUGGCGGGGGGAACAGGGGGGGGUGUGCGUGCCAAGUAUGCUGCACGACUGCAGGAGAAGAAAAUGCUUGCUGAGGCCCGCAGGGAGCAGCAGGGAGGAGGGUUCGGCCGGGCGGCUGCUGCUGUCGCCUCUGCUGCCGCUGCUGCCAGCACUGCUGCUGCUGCCGCUCGUGUGGCGAGGUUGAGAGCGGAGAAGGGAGGUGGAGAUGGGGGGCUUCUGGGGGGAACGGGAGAAGGGGCGUUGCCUGGGAUUGGCGGGGUUGAAAGGGGAAGGGGAUGGGUGGUGGCUCCUGGGUCUGCAAGACUGCUCCGACAUUUCCAGUCGCGCACUCUGAAGCAGGCGCUGGUAACCACCCACCCACGCCUUGACGUGCUGCUUCUCAACGACCAGCUCGGCAACUUCUCCUUUGACUCUCACAUCAACGUCACUGCCGGCGCUGCUCCUGCUGCUCCUUCGGCCUCUGCUGCCUCCUCUUAUACGCCUACCUCAUCAACCCCUCCAUCUGAGUCCUGUUCACCCUCAGAUGCAUCGCAAACAGCGUCAGCCACAUCAGCACCAGGGCCGUCACUAACAGCUGCGUCUUCAUAUGGAGUGUCAGCAGAACCAGGAGGCACAUUACCAAACGAGGCACUAAGGUCGCCCCCAGCAGCAGUGCCAGGCAUCGACUCACUGGAAGCUGCCAGAAAGAGGAUCUCCCGAGUCCCGUCCGCACGAAUCCUUUCCGCCACGUGGAAAUCUCAAAUGGUCGAUUCGAUCGCCACGUGGCAAUCCUGGGAGCUGCCAGUUCCGUUCGACCACAGCUUCUGGUCUCACGGCGCAGUAGCUGCAGCUGAUUCUUCUGACGUAGCAAAGCUACAGACCCUCCGCUGCGCGGACGCAGGUUGGGCUCCGUCGCUCCUCGCCAUGCUCGCAGUACAGCCGCCGUCCGGCGCGGCGUGCAACUUAAUCUCCCGCCAGCUGCACUCGCUGCUGCUCUGGGACGACUGGAUGAAGCGCCACGGCUCUCCAGACGAGUUUAGCGCCUUAGCGUCCGUGUUUGGCGCUCAGGAGAGGCUGGUUGGCGACGAACAGCAAGCGGCGGUUGGCGGCGAUUUGCUGGCGUUUCCGAGGAGGCUAGACGCGAAGUUUCCUCUGAAGAAGAAGGCCUUCUGCGACUCGCUAUCUGCUCUUCGGAAGGAAGGCGCGGGUUCCAGCAAGUUCUGGCUGGAAAGGUAUCUACGCAGUCUGCAGCAGUACGCGCUCGUCGGCUUGCCGCUUCACCAGACGGUUGAGCGGCAGGCAGCAGCCGGCGAUAGCCCUUCUCUUGAUGACUAUCUCAUGUAUCGCGCCGCCACCUCCCCCGCAACUCCCGCCGCGUUUCUAGCCGCGGCGUCUCGCAACCUCCCUUUUGUGUCUGACAGCACGCUCGAGUCACUCGUCCUCCCGCUCCUCUUCGUCGGCUCCGCGUUUUCCGCUCUGAAAGGCGACUCGCUUCUGGAGCGCCGGCGCCGGCUGCAGGAAUCCGCGUCGCUACCAGCAUCGCUCCUAUUCGACGCCGAAACCGGUUCAUUGCUUCUGGACACUCUCGAGGCGGCUUUCGUUCAGAUGGCGGCGAAGGUUGAGAAGGAAGCGAAGAGGUUGCAGCUGGCGUCGGAACGAGUCGCGGUUUCCUCGUUCGUGCGACUUAUCAGAAGCGUCGUCCACGGCGUGAGCCUAUGGCAGGGCGCCGCGUGGCGGUUCCGGGACCUCACCGCUGCUCCUGCGGGCGGUUCAGUUGAGAGCUUCUCCGAGAGCGCCUCAUAUGCUAGCGAGUCAGAUUCUGAUAGCGAGGAUGAGUGGGGUACCAACGGAAGCCGCCACAGCAGCCUGAGCAGCAUGAGCAGCAGUGGCAGCUUGAGUGACGCAGAGGUGCCUCAGUGGAUUCUGGAGCAGAUUGAAGCAGCCUGUGCACGCUUCGUUGCCCAAUGA